Meloidogyne enterolobii is the source of this 1041-nucleotide messenger RNA. The record is from the annotation of a GenBank genome assembly. Lineage: Eukaryota; Metazoa; Nematoda; Chromadorea; Rhabditida; Meloidogynidae.
AUGAAUUUAUUAAUUUAUUUAAUAUUUUUUCUAUUAAUUUUUGAAAAUUUUAAAUGUAGAGAACAACAAAGAGAAAGGAAAUUAUUACAUUUGGGAAUUGAAAAUGAUCCAAAUGUCCAAUUUCAAUGUAAAGGGGCUUUAGGGGAUUAUGCAGCCUGUUUAUGUAAUAAUAAUGUUAAAGAAGUUGCUUGUAUUAAUGCACAAUUUGUUGAUACAGCAAUAUUUCAAUAUAUGCUUGGACAUUAUAACGAUAUUGAACAAUUAACUUUUCAUGGAAAUAAUUUCCAAGACCUUCCAGAUGGUUCUCUUUUUGGACCUGCAAUACUUGAAAAUUUGCGAGUUCUAAAUAUUUCUGCUAAUUAUAUCGUUAAUUUACAUCGAAAUGCUUUAUCUGGAUGUCCAAAUAUUGAAAUACUCGAUUUAAGCAACAAUGAGAUUGUCUUAAGUGAAGAAAAUAUUAAUUUUCUUGAUCAUACUCCUCGAUUAAAAAAACUUUAUUUGAGAAGAGCAUUUACUACUCCCUUAAAUAAAAGCAACCAAUUUAAUUUAUUAAUUCGUCUUCUAGAAAAAGCCCAAUUAAAAAGAUUGGAAGUUUUGGAUUUAAGUUAUAAUUAUUUUAAUAAUAUUCCCUUUAAUUUGCCAUGUUCUUUACCUUCUUUAAGACAUUUGGAUUUACGAAAUUAUUUUCAUUUUUUGGAUUCAGAAUUUCAAACAUUUGCUGAACAAUUAAAUAAAAAUAAUGCUUUAACACAAUUACAACUUAAAAAUAAUUUUUAUUGUGACUGUAAUUCAAAUAGUUGGAUUAAAUGGAUUAGAGAACAUUCGAAUAUGAUUGAUGAUUACCGAGCACUUAUCUGUUCACGUUCUUCUCCUCCAAAAUUUACUGGUACAAGAUUAAGUGAAGUGUCAAUUGAAUUAUUAGAUUGCCAGUCAGAUUUAUAUGCUACAGGAGGAAAAUUUAAAAAUAAUUUUGGAUUUUUAAAUAUUUUUAUUUUAUUUUUAAUUAAUUAUUUUUGUCAAAAAAUAUUUCCAAAAUUUUAA